Messenger RNA from Annulohypoxylon truncatum, 3285 nucleotides. Its product is annotated as SNF2 family N-terminal domain-containing protein. The transcript has 10 exons. The record is from RefSeq and is a predicted model, not a curated record. NCBI's taxonomy places the organism in Eukaryota, Fungi, Ascomycota, Sordariomycetes, Xylariales, Hypoxylaceae. Gene Ontology annotation, molecular function: ATP binding; ATP-dependent chromatin remodeler activity. Bases 451 to 2994 code for a protein of 847 amino acids.
AGACUGCUCAAGUUCCUCAUUCUCAGGAAAAGUAACUCGACGUGUCGUUAAGAAGAAUCUACUAGUAUCUCGACUGAUGCUAUGCUCUCAAUUAUUAUUUUAGUUGAGAGAUAUGUAAUAUCGACCAACUCUCUAUCAGGCUUUGACUUUCUAACCUAAAUUGUGAAUUGGGUAUUAUGAUGGCUAACUAUCAUAAUGAACUAAAAAAUCAGGAAGGAAAUCUAGAAUAUGGUCUCCUGUUGGUCUCAUCAAUCGACACGAUAAUUCAACGUUGCUUUCUUCGCUAACCAGACCCUACGUAGACCAUUUGCAGAUCCUAAUGUUUCUAUCUCAGGCCCGAAUGUGAUAUGGGAGCACACCAUUCUCCCUGAACUGCAGCCAUAUGAAAAUUUCUUUGAGGGUGAAAGCCCUAUAAUUGGCACUGAUGGCCUCGGAGAGUGGUGGAACGGCAUGAAACAGUGGGCAGAUGAAUCAUUCCAGCUCAAUUGGCUCGAUGAUGCUAUGCUACAAGACAUCAAUAUUGAAACACUGGCUGCUGGUGGCGUUCGAUUCUGUUGCUAUGGCAUGAUACCAAACGCUGUUGUUAAGCUUGUGGGAAAUAUGCCAGAGAUUGCUAAUAAAAUCGACCCAGCGCAAGAAUAUCAAUCUUUCGACGUAUCAAAAUACGCAAAUUAUUUCAUGUUAAAAUUUCCGGAUGGUAGCAUCUUUGCUCAAGUGAGUGAACUAGUCUCUCGAGGCCUCACUGACUUGCAGGAAUAUAAGUCGGUCGAGAUUAGGGCUUUUGCCGAGACAAAUCGGAUUCGUCAGGUAUGCUCACGAGCCAAGAGGCCAAAUGAAGCGACUCUGAAAGUUGAGAUCAACAUAUACGGCGCAGUCAACGAUGCGAAACCUAUUGGAAACAGACUGAGCUCUGCGAAGGUGUUCCUCCAAGACCCAGACCAUGGUAUCCAAGAUGUUGAAUAUCGGAAUCCGCACGUCAUACAGUUUCCUGGCAUUGAAGAGCCCCCGCCCCGUAACACUAGGGAAGGGUUUCUUGCGGACCCGUCAAAGACCAAAACUACCGCUAAUGACACAGAGGAGGAUUUCGGAUUUACAAUUUCAACCGUAUAUCAUUCUCUAACGCGGUUCCGGAACCUAGAGAGGACCCGAGGCAGACAUAUUACUACCCAGUUACUACCUCAUCAAGAGAUGGCGCUCUCUUUUAUGAUGCAGAGGGAGUUUGGCCCAAUUUCGCCUGAGUUCAGCUUUUGGACUCUUGAGAAAAACAUUAUAACACCAUUAUAUCGUCACAAGUUAACGCAUGCUGAAUUGGCCGAACUCCCCGACGAGUUGGGUGGUGGCAUUCUCGCAGAUGAUAUGGGGAUGGGGAAGUCGUUGAGCACUCUAGCACUUAUCACUACAACGCUCGAGCAGGCUCAAUCAUGGUCCCAAGAGACGCCAGGCUCACCUAGAGACGUCCGCACUAGAGCCACUCUUGUUAUUGUCCCUUCUACCCUUAUCAUGAACUCAUGGCUCAAAGAAGUUCAAACGCAUGUGGACAAAUCCAUCAGCAUUGCCAAGUAUUACGGAAAAGGCAGAAACAACGAUAUCAACGACUAUUUGAACUAUGACAUCGUGUUUACCACUUACCAUACCAUUGCUUACAGCAUGAACCAGAAUAAUGGCAUCGUAUUCCAUAUCUCAUGGUUCAGAGUCGUACUUGAUGAAGCCCACAUGAUCCGCCGACGGGAGACGACGUUAUACCAAGCAGCCAGUCAGCUUUCUGCAAAGUUUCGGUGGUGCCUAACAGGAACUCCAAUUCAGAACCACCUUGAGGAUGUCGGGUCACUCCUAGCAUUCCUUCGUGUCAGUGAGCUUGAGAAUAGGGCCGUAUUUAGGAACAACGUCAUACUACCAUUCACCGAUGGUAUUGCCUCAGCCGCCAAGAAUUUGGCCUUUCUCCUCGACUGCGUAUGCCUUAGGAGAACUCAGGACCUCCUACACUUGCCUAAUAUAACGGAGAGGUACCAUUACAUUACUUUGAAUGAACAAGAAAGACAACAAUACGAUGAUACACUUGAAAACAUGGCCAACUUCAUCAGGGAGAAAACGCGGAUGAAGAAGGGGGAACGUGACCAUUUUGGCAUUUUCCAGGCCCAACUUCAGCUUCGCCUUCUAUGUAACCACGGCACGUUCCAGAUACCUUUCACAAUUCGACAUUCUCGAGACAGAAAAGUAGAGCGAGAAGACUUCCUAUAUUCUCUCGGCACAAACGCCGAGAUCACCUGCUCAGUCUGUGGUAUUCCAAUCCCCGUCUUCGAUGUAGUUGGAGGUUCUAGCCAGGACCAUCCUUGCAAGCAUAAACUUUGCCAAGAAUGUCUUUCACGGAAUGGACAAGACACAGAAUUAAGAGGCAGCACUACUAUGUCAGCAUGUCCUUUAUGUCGCAAGGUCCUAGAAGAUAGACCUCCGCUCGAGGGCCAAGAAUCAUUGGAGGAAGUAGGGAGCAAUCACGACGGUUACUUUAAUCUAACAGGGUUUUCAUCAAAGAUACAGGCGCUCAUGGAUGAUCUAGCAGAAAACUCCAGCAGUGCGAAGAGUAUCAUAUUCUCUGGCUGGACUAGGACCCUGGACUUGGUAUCCGUCCAUCUCGGAAAGAGACACAUACGUUUCCAACGCAUAGACGGCGAUCAAUCUCUCUCACAACGCCAGUACAAUAUGGAUAGAUUCAUCCAAGACACAGAUACCCCUAUUCUCUUAAUGAGCACGGGAGUAGGAGCUUUGGGUCUCAACUUGACGGUGGCGAACCAUGUCUACAUCCUUGAACCCCAGUGGAAUCCGAGCGUGGAGAGCCAGGCGAUUGGCCGCGUGUCCAGAUUAGGUCAAAACAAGCCCGUUCUAGUAACCCGGUACAUCGUUCGAGGGACAGUUGAAGUCAGCAUGCAAUCGCAACAGAUUCGGAAAGUAGACCUUGCAAAGGUUGGAUUCCAAAACGGCGAUUCAGAAACUCCCUAAUGCGCAGUGAAGGAUGGAGUUCUAGACCUCAAAAGUUCAACGCAAGGUGCAUUUCCAGAUCAAAAUUGCACACAAUUCUAUUUAGGUAGAUCUAGGAGGUGAUUUAUUUGAUAAGCCAAUUUUCAAGAGACUCUGAAGUCCCUAGGUAUUUAUGUAGUGGCCUAGUUGAAACUAGGUAUAGGGGUUGAUGAAUAGCUUAAUAUCUAUUUCUAGUUGAACCCAGCUUAUAAAUUACGCUGGGAUAUAAGUAAGGAAGUUGCUUACAUUAUUUAAGAAUUUAGUGUCCAAUCC